AUGGAUACCCAAUACUUUUCUGAUAUGUCUGAGGUCCUGAACUCAGACUUGCCAUCAAAGUCCUUUCUACGCACACCUGAGAGAUCUCUGAUGGUCAAGUUGAAAUUCGGAGAGCCUAACAAACUCAAGCUUGCCUAUAUCCUUGCCACACAAUGCGACUCUCGCAAUUUGGUGGAGCAUAGUCUCGGGGAUGCUGAGCAUGAAAUAGCUCUGCUUGUCACUCCUCCUCCAGAGUCUUCUGAGUCCCGCCAGUCUCUCAAGCGUGGCGCUGAGGGUUUUGGUCUUCUUGACUAUGGCUUCACCAAGAAGCGCAUCGUUGCAGAUGACGAUGACGAGCAAGCCGAUAAUAAAGCUGAUACUGCUCCAGCAAUCAAGGUCAACGUUCCCAAGGCUAAAUUUUCCAAGACCAAAGUUCCCAAAGUCAAGGUCAAGGUCAAGUCAAAAGCUAUCAAGAUCGCUCCUGCUGACCGCAACCUCACACUCGACAAGCCCGAACCCUUCGGCCAACCACCAAUCUGGUCUGAUAAGCGUCAGGCAUUGUGUGAGGCUCUGCCCUAUUACAGAGCUUAUCAAGCCGGUGCCUACUCUACCAACAAUAUUGUCUACGGACUGCUUUGCGACAAGGGUGUCUAUGCUCGUGAUCACAUCGAUGACCAUGUGGUUAUCUGCAGCGUGGGCGGCGGCAAAAAAGCAGAUGACGAAACUGGUGAAAUGAGCCUCGGUGGAGGCCAUAAAGUCGAUCAUAACAUUGCUACAUACUUCCGCAGAUCUAUGGAUGGACAGCAAGCUGUAGCGAUUAUCAUUGGCCAAGGAAACACCAAUUGCCCAGUCAAGCUGGACCACUGCUAUAAUGUCAUGGACAUGUUUCAUGUCACCGAUGUGUGGUACGACCGAUACGAAAAGAAGUGCUGGAUGGUUCGCCUUGAAAAGAUCGAUUUGGACGUUCGAUCAUGGUGGAGUCCCAAGAGCCAGCCAACUGCCCAGCAAGACCCUACUAUCAGAGCAGUCGUCCAAACAUGUGAUACCUGCAAUCAACCAUCCAAGCAGAUCUACUCCCAAGGCUGGACUUGCACGAACCCACACUGCAAGGAUCACUUCAACUUCGGCAUUGGCUUUGACCACAAGACUCUCGAAUACAGCCAGGCUUUCUUGCAAGAGCGCCACCCAUUCCAAGCUACUGUCCCCAAUCUUGUUCCUGCUCUGCCUUGGAAUCUGCCUGCUCAGAGUGCAGUAAUCAAGAAAGGCAUGGUAUGCCCCGUCUGCCGCUGCUGCAGUCGCAGACUGCAUUGGAACUUCUGGCAAUGUGAGAACCCCGAGUGUGAUUUCAAGCAGGAUGCAGUUCAGCAGAUCUUGACUGUUAGCGCGGCUUCGACGUCAGUCAAGACAAUUUCUGAAGUCAUGGCCGGUGGAAUUAUCUCUGUCCAAUUCUCACUGGGCGCUCAUCGUCCUCGUAACACUCUCUACCUGAUUCCGGACGAAGCAAGAAAGACAGUUGGGUUUGUUGCGGUACUAAAGUCAAGUUCUGCCGUCAACGCUCGUGCUGGUGGCCCGGAUGAUCUCUUUGCUCAGUUGCAGAUGGCUGAGAUUCAGAUGAAGCGCAAUCCGGCUAGACAACGUGGAGCUCCUGGAGAAACCGUCACAUCGCAUUUUGGUCGCAACUAUGGUGCAACUUACAAGUUUGGCGUCCCCCAAGAGUCGACGAGCUUCUCGGAUGCCCCAGAUGUUAUGUUGGAGAUCCUCGCCAGAACCAGCUGGGCAUCUCAGCAGGCUAUCGCCUACGCUACACAAACCGUUGAUGAGAACGACUUCAAGGCAUGGACCCCGCCAAACGAAUUGCUCUGCUUGGGAUACGGUACUAAUUGCAAGAUCGGCUAUCACGAUGACGGCGAGAAGACCUUGGGCCCUACAGUAACCAGUCUGUCUCUUGGCUGCCCUGCUAGCAUGAGCUUCCGACCCAAGGCCAAGACCAGCAUGGGAAGUAGCAAGAACCAGACGGGAACGAAGCCAGACUGUCUCAAGUUUACCCUGGAGCAUGGUGACAUUAUGGUCAUGCACGGCCCCAAGAUCCAACAGCUCUACGAGCACUCUGUCACGCCAUUCGGUCCUCUGCGCUUUGCCUUGACCUCUCGCACUAUCUUGUUUGACAUGAUCGGCGUCAACGACGGUCGGGACAUCGCCAUCAAAAAUGGUCAGAUCCCUCGCCGUGCCGAGCGAUUCCAGUACGAUGGCCAGUGA
This is a messenger RNA of Drepanopeziza brunnea f. sp. 'multigermtubi' MB_m1, 2235 nucleotides long. RefSeq lists its product as uncharacterized. Gene Ontology annotation, biological process: DNA alkylation repair; DNA repair. NCBI's taxonomy places the organism in Eukaryota, Fungi, Ascomycota, Leotiomycetes, Helotiales, Drepanopezizaceae. The record is from RefSeq and is a predicted model, not a curated record. Gene Ontology annotation, molecular function: cytosine C-5 DNA demethylase activity; ferrous iron binding.